ACGGAAUUGGUUAAAAAAGAAAAAGAAAAAAGAAGGAAGAGUUCUAGAAGCUAUUAAUACUGCGUUGAAUUUGAUCUCUUUCUUCAAUUGAAUCGCAGGUUGCAGCAAUCGUCUGAAAUGGCUUACGUUGAGCGAGGUGUUGUUAAAUCAAAGCGAUCAAUCUGGCGGCUCAAAACAAUCAUUGAUUUUUUCUGGGCCAUUGUUAACAUCAUAGGCGUGUUUUUUGCAACGAUGUUUUCGAUGGAAAAGUCGGAUGCCUACAGAAAAGGUUCUGGUUCUACUAAGAAAUGGGAUGGCGGCUCUCCUGGAGGUGGUCCCGGUGGUGGUGGUCCACCGGGCCCUCCUCGCCGCGGUCUCGACAAUGUUCGUGGGCUAGAUAGUGUCCGGGGACGUGACCAUAGUUCACUGCCUGCUUGUGGCUCCUGUUGUGGCUGAGUGCCAGACAUUCUAUUUGGGUAUGCCUUUUACGAGUGUCAAUGUGUAUCUACCAUUUGGUGUUGAACUGCUAAUAUAUAUAUGCGCAUAAGUUAAAGUAGCAAAAACUUGAAAGGUUGGCAGUAGCCCUUGUUUUCUUCACUCGGUUUUGGCUUAAAGGUUUUACUUGAAACAUGAAAGCAAUCAUAUCUUGAUGAUUAGUUUAGAUAGGUGUAAGUUAUAUUCUUAAGUUAAUUUUAUUUCUAUAAAAUAGUUUUGAUUUAAAAAUAUAAGUCGUUUAAAAUUAUUCUUGCAUCCAAUUAUGAUCCGUCAGUCGUAUGUACUAUUUUUAUCACAA
Messenger RNA from Gastrolobium bilobum, 772 nucleotides. RefSeq lists its product as uncharacterized. Gene Ontology annotation, biological process: endoplasmic reticulum calcium ion homeostasis; calcium ion transport. The transcript has 4 exons. Gene Ontology annotation, cellular component: Golgi apparatus; endoplasmic reticulum membrane. The coding region runs from base 118 to 435 and encodes 105 amino acids. Lineage: Eukaryota; Viridiplantae; Streptophyta; Magnoliopsida; Fabales; Fabaceae. The record is from RefSeq and is a predicted model, not a curated record.